This is a messenger RNA of Sporothrix brasiliensis 5110, 429 nucleotides long. RefSeq lists its product as uncharacterized. NCBI's taxonomy places the organism in Eukaryota, Fungi, Ascomycota, Sordariomycetes, Ophiostomatales, Ophiostomataceae. The transcript is spliced from 2 exons. Bases 1 to 429 code for a protein of 142 amino acids. The record is from RefSeq and is a predicted model, not a curated record.
AUGUCCAAACGCCAGCAGCAGCAACCCGCCUACGAGUCCGAAGACGACUACUCGGACGACCAGUACGAGCCCGAGCCCGAGCCGGAACAGCAGCCGCCUGCCCGCCGGCGCCGUCCUCAGCGCCAGGCACAGCAAUCUCAGCAAGGCGGCCAACAACAGCAGCGGCAGCAGGGCGGCGGCGGACCCCUCGACGGGACGCUCGACAACCUGGCCCUCGGCAACGUCGGCCAGACGGCCCAGGGCGUCGUCGGCGGCGUCACCAACACGCUGGGCGGCGUGGCGGGCGGCGCCCUCCAGCAGCAGGGCGGCGGCGAAGGCAAAAAGGGCAGCGACACGCUGCGGCUGCGGCUGGACCUGAAUCUGGACAUUGAAAUUACCCUCAAGGCCAAGAUCCACGGUGAUCUCGAGCUGGCUCUCUUGGAGACAUAA